CCCAGCGCUGCGUUGCUCGUCGCAGGCCGAGCGGGCGGAAGUCUUGCGCUCGGGGCUCCGUCCGGGGCUGCCGCGGGCCCCGAAGGCCGUGCUUUUUUGAGUCGCGGCAGCGGCGGCAGUGAGUGCGAACCCGCCCAGUCGGGUGCCGAUUUCCCAAGGGGACGGAAGCCGGGAGCGGGUAGCGAGGUCGUGUGGAGGCCGCCGCGAGGCCCGGGAAGGCGGCGCGCUCGCGUUCCUCCCCUCCCCGCCUCCCCCCCCCGCCCUCCCCUCAGGCCUCGGCCCGGAUCCCGGCGCCCACAUGGCCUCCGGAGUGGGCGCGGCCUUGGAGGAGCUGCCUCACGACGGCACGUGUGACGAGUGCGAGCCCGACGAGGCUCCCGGGGCCGAGGAAGUGUGCCGGGAAUGCGGCUUCUGCUACUGCCACCGCCACGCCGAGGCGCACAAGCAGAAGUUCCUCUCUCACCACCUGGCCGAGUACGUCCAUGGCGCCCCGGCCUGGACCUCGCGGGCCCCCGGGGAGGUGGCGGGGAAGGAAGACCUCGAGGCCCAGGGGGAGCCCGACAGGGAGAUAGAGAGUGAGGCCGGGGAAGAAGAGAGCGAGUCUGAGGGAGACAGUGAGUCGGAAGAAGAGAGCGAGACGGAGGAAGAGAGCGACGAGGAGAGCGAAGAAGACAGCGAGGAAGAAAUGGAGGACGAGCAGGAAAGCGAAGCCGAGGAAGACAACCAAGAGGGAGAAUCAGAGGCCGAAGGGGAAACUGAGGCCGAAAGCGAAUUUGACCCCGAAAUAGAAAUGGAAGCAGAGAGAGUGGCCAAGAGGAAGUGUCCGGACCAUGGGCUCGAUUUGAGUACCUAUUGCCAGGAGGAUAGGCAGCUCAUCUGUGUCCUGUGUCCAGUCAUUGGGGCCCACCAGGGCCACCAGCUCUCCACCCUAGAUGAAGCCUUCGAAGAGCUAAGAAGCAAAGACUCUGGCGGACUGAAGGCGGCUAUGAUAGAGUUGGUGGAAAGGUUAAAGUUCAAGAGCUCAGACCCUAAAGUAACUCGGGACCAGAUGAAAAUAUUUAUACAGCAAGAGUUUAAGAAAGUUCAAAAGGUGAUUGCUGAUGAAGAGCAGAAGGCCCUUCAUCUAGUGGACAUCCAGGAAGCAAUGGCCACAGCUCAUGUGACUGAGAUACUGGCAGAUAUCCAGUCCCACAUGGAUAGGUUGAUGACUCAGAUGGCCCAGGCCAAGGAACAACUUGAUACCUCUAAUGAAUCAGCUGAGCCAAAGGCAGAGGGUGACGAGGAAGGACCCAGUGGUGCCAGUGAAGAAGAGGACACAUGAAGACUCAUUGCUCCCUGUGGAAAAUCAUCCCUCCCCUGUGUGUGUGUGACAGCAUGUAUGUAACAGCUUCUGAUGUCUGUGAAAGCUGCCCAGCAACAAACGUCUUUUUACCGGAUAUGUUCCCAGAUCCACAGCAGGCACACAUCUCUCCAAGGAACAGCAAGUUUAUGUUUAUUGACUGUGUGCUGCUCAUACUCUUGUUAUGGUAGGUCAAGGAAAGAGUCCCUUUGAUCAACCUGGAGCAAUUAAGAAGGGUUCUUCAAGGAACCUCUCAGUGGCUGCUUUGCACUUACUCAGGAAAGCCAGCCCCAGUAAUACUGUGUAAGUCAACAGUAUCACUUCAUUAGGAAGGAUCUGGAAUAAUCUUGAAAGAAAGAGGAGGUUUUUUUGCCUACCUGCAAACAAAAAUCCUAUUUUGUUUAUAUCGAAGCAUGAAACAAAUGAGGGCAAAUGACUCAUGUUGACAGUCUUUCAUAGUCCAGUUCUCCAAGGUCAUGCUAUGAAUUAGGCUGAGUGACUUGAAAAUGGGGUUGGAGAAAGAGUUAAAAGCUAGAAAGAUACAGAUAUUUUUAGUAUGUGAGGUUAUCCAGGACUUUAGAUUCAUAAUUCAGUGAUGUGGAAAUGAAAAAAAAAAAUGAAGAGCUAGAAAGGAAAUGACCUUGAAGAGGUGGGGACAGGAGAAGAGGACCAAAGAAAGCUGAUUAAAAGUUGAAAUCAGAAUACUUCUGACUUCAAAUUGCUUGAGUUUCAAAAAUAUUCAUUUAAGACAAGUUAUUUGGGUGAAUUCUGUAGGUUUUAUGGGCUUGUCAUAUCACAAAAGGCUGGAAUGUAUAUAUUUAUUGCCAGAUGUAGGUUUUGCCAAUUCCACCCCCAGGUUAGCUUAAUAUGGCUUACAUGCAGUAUAAUGGAUGUCUCACCACUCUGUGGCAAACUUGCUCAGUUCAGUACCAGCUCCCAGCAGAGUCUCUCAUUUUAUGAUGACUGGAAUCUUUACUUGGCACUACCCACCCACAGACCUUCAGAUCAUCUCUCAUACCCUAGCUCUCCCAUCUUUAAGUAACAGGAAGGGAGACACUCUAGAGCUGGAUUUCCUGGCAUUGCCCCACUCCCAAAUCACAAUUCCUUACGACUAAGCCUUUUAGCCCUGAAGGAAGCAGCAGAUGUGACAGGAGAAUACAGAGCUAAGUUCACAACACACAUCUUCCUGUCAACAUCAGUUUCUCCUGACAAGUGGUUUGAAGUCAGGUGAUAACCUUAUUUUUAUAUAAAACAGCUAUGUUAUGGACUAGAAUAUUCAUACAUAUAUACUAUUAAGAUAAAAUGAAAAAUUUGGAAAGCAGCUUUUGCUUGAAAGUAUGUGAUGUGUUCCCUCGCUUCUGAGGAAUACAGAAACUACAUCCAGGCAGCCUUGGAGUUGCUGGUAACCAAGGGUCUAGACUUCUAGUGCCUCUGAAGCAGAACCCAGUAGCUUGCUUUGAGGGGAAUACCUCUCUCUUCCUGUGUGCCCGCCGCUUGCCUGCCUUUGACUUGUGCACUUAUCACAAAGCUUUAGGGCCAGCUGGUAUGUGUGCAUGCAGGACAGGUCUGAGGCAGAAACAACACAUGCUUUAUGUAGGAGUGCUGCUUAGAUCAUUGUUCACAUCUGUGCAUGCUAUGGAAUGACAUUCCGUUGAUCUGGAAAGCAUAUGCUUCUAGGUUAUUCUAGGUUAGUAUUACCUAGCUCACUACACAUAUAGAGAUAUUGUAACAGAGAGGAGCUUGAGUUGCUGAAAAGAAAAAUGAUUUUAUUUUUAUCUGGUGUCCAACAAAGGCUGAGAUAGUUUUGGUGCUUUAUCUAUCUGUCCACAAAAGCUGGAGACACAAGUUAAAAACCUCCAACUAUAUCCUACCCUAAAAGAAGGACCAACAGCCACUCUUGAGAGUUUAGGCUAUCAGAAGAAUGAAAAGACUUUAGUAUUUGGAAGUUCAUGUUGUCUUUCCCCCAUAAUCAUUGUUUAAUCUCCAAAUGGUAACUUUGUAUUAACAAUGAGCAGAUCAUUGACUCUCCAUACUUGAUCAUCUGUUAUUACUUUAAGUCAGUGUUUAGAAAAUCCGAGCAUUUAUGUGGUAGAUAUAAACAAAAAUAUAAAAAUAUGUGCCAACCUGUCUCAAUAAAUUAUCUGAUGUCUGUAAUCCUCAAGGAAAGCACUUUUGCUUUAGCUAGAAAGGGUUUCAGAUUUGCCUUGUGGGCUCCUGCUGUCUUCAGCACCUGAUAAAACUUUAACCAGGGAAGCAUUAAACACCACACAGCAGCUUCUGCCCAGGCUCCAAAGUUCCUGCUGGCAGCAUUUGUCAGUGUAAGAACUAGGAAGCUUCCUGCAGUGGGACUAGCUUCCCACCAGAACUUGAGCAUGCUGCUUGGCCUUAAGCCCCAACACAAUGAGGCUUCCCUCCAGCCAGGUCAGUGAGUUAGAGUACUUAGAGUUGUAUGCUCACUGGUCAUAGGCAGCAGGGUUUGCAGAAAUCACUAGGGGAAAGUCAUUAAGAAUUACAGGUAAUGAAUGUCCCCAGAAUGAAUCGGGUACUUAGAGGAAUACCUGGUUCACUUCCCAAUGUGGGUUUCUCCAUUCUCAGAGAGACUUGUCCUUUGAUAUAAUAUCACUAAAUUUGGAGCAAUCCUAAAAAGUACUUGAAGUCUUAGCUCUGACAUCCCAGGAAGACAAUGACCUGUAUUGAGGAUUGCAUGUGAGCCCAGGCCCUGUAUUACCCUCCAUUUCUUAGGUGAUAAAACAAUGCAGAAAGGAAAUUACCUGUCUUGAGUUGCCCAGCUAGGAAAGACUGGAGCCAGUGUGGAUAGUCCUUUGUCCCAUGACAGAGUCCAAUUAAAAUAUGGAGAACAAGAAAGGCUCACAUUUCCCCCACUAUCAAUUCGUUUUCAAGAGGACAUUUUGUGGCUAUAGUUUGGGCUCCAGAAUACAUCCAAGAUUGCCUUGGUCCUCAGCUUUAGCAAAUGCUUAAAAUAGAUCUGGAGCCUGCCUGCCCAAGUUGGGGAACCUUUGUCCUUAGUGCCAACUUCCAUGAAUUAGCUUCUUCUUGGCCUUCAUAGUGUAGAACUUUUCAGAAAUUUCAGUAUAAAUAAAGGUGUUCUGCUCUAUUAUUUUAAACUUUUCUGCUGUUUCAUUUUUGUGGAAACGGAAAUUUCAUGUUUUAGUAAACCUAGCCACAAGAUCUAUGUUCUGUGAGGGUGUGCCAAUUCAGAGUCUUGUGAACCUAGACUCCCCUACUAAUAUGUCUGUACGUACACCUAUAUGUGAAAUGACAGAGGUGAUGUGUAGCAAUAUGCAUAUAUGCACACAUGUACACACUCACCAACAAAGCAGCCCCUCCUUGCCUUGCAUACCAUCCUUUGCAGAGGCUUCUUCCAAUCUGAUUGCCACUAAAUAACUAGAGGCUAGGUGUUUACUUAAAAGAAGAGUAACUCAGUGGUUAUCGGCUCCUGAAGCAACAAGCAAGGUGACAGCCAUGAAGGAAAUUGCACUCUGGCCCUCUUCUCAGAUGGCAAGUCACAUGGAAAAUUUGGGUGCCCAGCCAUUUUUAUGACAUUUCGGGCCCUCCAAGUGAGCUCGAGGGUACACCUCUAGAAUUCACAAUCUGUAGUAAUAGCAGCAAGUCCUCCCCCACCUAGAAAAUACUCUCCUGCUGAUUCCUGACAUUUUACCCUCACAUAAUAGCUCUUCAAUGUGUGCUUUUCUGUAAGAAAAUAUGUUCUGUGUUUUCCGUGUGCUGAACACAUUCAGAUUUUUCUGUUUAAAAACAAAAAUCUCAUUACAUAUAAAGUCCAGCCCUUCCCUGUGAGAAAAAGCCCAUAGGGAAAAGUCUACAUCUCAUUGAUCUGCCUUUUCUGAAGCUCCCAACCCUAGUCCAUUCCAAAAGCCACAGACCUGGGCAGUUUGUGGUUAAAAAAAAAAAAAGAUCAUUUAGAAUACUGGGCACCUGCCUGCUAAGACAGAAACAGAGCAUAUCAGAAAGAGCAGGAAAGUGAAGAUAAACAAAGACAUUUGUGUAUACACUGGUGCUAAAAGCACCAGUGAGCCCAGGCUGGGCUUGGUAGGACCUCGAGGGGACAGCAGAUUUAUACUUGAUGGGAGUUAAACUUGACCAGUCUUCUUACAGUGACAGAGCACACUGCAUGAGUGGAUAGAACCAACCCAUCCAUUGUCUUCUGCAUCGUCACAUUCCCUCCUUAGUCAUUUCCCCUUCCUCUCUUUAUACCAGACUAGGGAACACUCAAUCUUUCAAGGGAAUUACACGUUUGAGUUAAUGUUUCAGGUUAUCAUUUUCAUACUGUAAAUUAUUUUGUAAGAGAUUUACUGCAUAUCCCAGGAUGUUCGGACUUGGCUCCCCUGUAUAUUUGGAAAUCAAUAAACUAUUACUGGAAAUAC
This is a messenger RNA of Dipodomys ordii (Ord's kangaroo rat), 5742 nucleotides long. RefSeq names its product tripartite motif containing 44 (gene Trim44). The coding region runs from base 299 to 1321 and encodes 340 amino acids. The record is from RefSeq and is a predicted model, not a curated record. The transcript is spliced from 5 exons. Gene Ontology annotation, molecular function: zinc ion binding. NCBI's taxonomy places the organism in Eukaryota, Metazoa, Chordata, Mammalia, Rodentia, Heteromyidae.